AUGGACAGCAAAACAAGCCUGCAUGACAGCGACCGCAUGUCGUUUCUAUCGACCACCACCGACGACCUGCCACCGCCAUAUGAGGAUCUCUCAAGGCCUCCAUCAUCGAUCCUGACCGACAUCUCCAGCGCGACCAUUACCGGACCGACGGCACCAAUCCCCAGCCGUCCGUUCCCUACAGCAUUCAAUCUAUACUACCCAUGGCACGGAAAACCAAUAUCUAGAAACACCAAGUUCUUCAUUGGCGAGCACCUUGAACAGCCCUGCAAUGCCGUCGUUCUCGGUCGUGAGUGGACCGGCAUCGUACUGACCAUCCAUGAGGGGAUCGAGGGCGACUCGCCCGUCAUAGCAUCAACGUACGUCAAGAAGGCAUGGAGCAACACGUCGGCCGUCACUCUGACAUCGAUUGUCGGCGCCGAUGGUCAUCCGGUUGAACAUGAAGUGGAAAUGCAUGCCGGGUUCAAGCACGUGUCUUGGACGUUCAGCGUCGAGGUCUCUAAUGCGGAUGAAAAGCCCCAUGUGGAGAAGUUUGAGUGGCGCUUGUCUCAUGGGAAGGAAGUCAAAGAUCUAGACAAGUGGUCGUGGGGAUGGAAGUUGGUUCGUCUGGACGGGCCUUCCAUCUCUCAGCCAAGCGCGUCUUCGUCCAAACGUGAGAAUCGUGAUCAUGGCUUCACGAGCGAUGGGAAAGAAGUCGUCGCGGUCUGGGCGGCCAACUCGCAUUGGAGCAAGAGCAAGAUUGGCAAGUUCCAGUUCUUGGGCAGUGGGGCGCGAGGUGACUUGGGAAAGGCAUGGUCAUUGAUGGCGGUCGCGACGGUGCUGAAGUUGUGGCAGGGUGGGCUGUCGAGGUCAAGUGGAGGGGGAGGGUUUGCGGCCGGCGGAGGGUCAGCCUAA
This is a messenger RNA of Zasmidium cellare ATCC 36951, 891 nucleotides long. RefSeq lists its product as uncharacterized. The transcript has a single exon. The coding region runs from base 1 to 891 and encodes 296 amino acids. NCBI's taxonomy places the organism in Eukaryota, Fungi, Ascomycota, Dothideomycetes, Mycosphaerellales, Mycosphaerellaceae. The record is from RefSeq and is a predicted model, not a curated record.